Messenger RNA from Cylicostephanus goldi, 621 nucleotides. NCBI's taxonomy places the organism in Eukaryota, Metazoa, Nematoda, Chromadorea, Rhabditida, Strongylidae. The record is from the annotation of a GenBank genome assembly.
GCAUUUUUUGAAGAUGCCAUUCGCAAGCGUGAUUUCUUGGAGAGGUUUUUUGGAGCAAAAAUGGGAGAAAAAGAUGCAUGGCAGAACAAAUUCAUUCCAUGGUUACAGCGAAUGAAUCUUGUUGAUGGGGCAGCUUUACCCGAUAUUAGAAGACUAGUGAAAGACGUGGCUGAUGCUUGUUCUAACCCUACCAAACAAUACUGUUUUGAGAAGGAUGGAGGUCUCUCGAACAUACAGCUUAACAAGAGAUCACGUCUUCGCAGUGUGAACAUACUGCAAGAGUUGAAUGCCAAGCGCAAGAAUCCUCAUUACAAGUCGAUUUCAUUGCGCUCUAUGUUGUAUGACAAGUACGACCCAUAUGUGUUUGUUCGACGUGCCCACCAUGCAGAUCUGGAUGUCACAGAGGAAGACAUGUCUACAGCACUGUCUUACGGUCAGAGCAGGGCUACCGAGCCUUUGGAAGAUGAGAAGAUGUUCGCGGACAAGCUUGUAGAGCCUUCAGAUGACGGGAUGUUUGUGGAAGGAUACACAUACUGUCAGUCACCUUUGACUGGAAGUAGCUUUCCAAGCAGUACAUCGAGUUCUGCGUCGUCGUUGGUUCCAGUAGUUGUAAGUCCAUAG